Messenger RNA from Drosophila guanche, 584 nucleotides. RefSeq names its product prisilkin-39. The record is from RefSeq and is a predicted model, not a curated record. NCBI's taxonomy places the organism in Eukaryota, Metazoa, Arthropoda, Insecta, Diptera, Drosophilidae. The transcript is spliced from 2 exons. Bases 134 to 523 code for a protein of 129 amino acids.
GCGUUUUAUGGUUUGGUAAAAAUCACGAAAUAUACCAACGGGGGCAAACUCUAUAAAAUCAGUUAGUGCCAGAGGUUUUGCAUUCAGUCUGCGUUCGAGGAUUACACACAAACCAACCAACCAACCAGCCAUAAUGUCAGCAAAAAACACAAGAAGUUGCCUGCUCUGGCUGGGACUGCUCCUGUCGGUCACAUUUCUGCAGAUGGUUCAGUGUCAGUAUUAUGGAUAUCCGUACUACGGUGGUACGGGAGCAGGUGGAGCGGGAGGUGGCUAUGGAAAUGGCUAUGGUAGUGCCUAUGGUUACGGGUAUCCCAGCUACGGCGGAUAUCCCUACUACUCAUAUCCGGGCUACAAUCCCUAUUCGAUCUACGGCCAAUAUGGGCAAUACGGUCAAUCACAAUAUGGUUAUCCCGGCUACGGCGGCUACCCUUACGGCGGAGGCAACGGAAUGAACACGGCCUAUGCCAGCAGCAGUGGCGGCUUUGCCUCAGCCAGUGCGGGGAGCGGCGGAUACUACGGCUGAUCCUAGAGUGAUAUUAUCCUAUUAUCCUAAGCUAACUAGACUGUACAUAUUGGUUAAGUGU